UUACGACCACCGUUGCCACCGUCCAGUGAACGUUGGACGCUCGACGACACCUUGUUUCUUACCAUUGCACUCUUGGUUUCGGUUUUUCUCGACGGGACGGCAAGAAAUAGUCAUAGCAAGGCAGGACCGACGCGGACGAUAGGACACGAUGGCUAGCAAGCAGCUUGGAAAGUUGCGCCAGCUCAUGGGGGAGGUGAUCAUGACGCGGGACAAGACGAUCCAGUCGGACGAGUUCCGAGAGCUGGAGCACGACGUCGAGCUCAGGAGGCAGGGCCUCUGGCGACUCGACGUCGCGUCCGACGAAUACCGGCACUACCUCCUGAAGAAGAAGGUAUCCGAGGUGACGGGCACCGACGACAAGGUGCUCGCGCUCGACGCGCUCGGGGUCGUCAUGAUCAAACACGGGGAGGAGUUCGGCGACGAGUCGGCGUACGGGCAGUCGCUCGUGAGCCUCGGCCGUGCGCACUGCAACGUCGCGACGCUCCAGGAGAGCUACGCGAUGACGCUCGAGGAGACGUACCUGACGGCGGUGCGGCAGAGCGAGGACGAGAUCAAAGAGUACCAGACGCAGAGGAAGAAGCUCGAGAGCCGGCGGAUCAGUUACGAUGCGGCAGCUGCUAGGCUCGAGAAGCUGAAGCACGCUAAGAAAGUCCCAGAGAAGGAUCGCGAGGAGGCCGAAGAAGAGUUGGAGACCGCUAAGGCUCGCUACGAGGAAACGCUGGAAGAUGUGCGCACACGCAUGUACUCGAUUCAGGAGAACGAGGUGAUCCAACUACGCGAGCUCACCAACUUCCUGGACCUCGAGAUCAAUUUCGUCCAUUCUUAUCUAGACGAGCUGCAGAAGGUCAGGUCGGCAUGGGUCGACGAGGAUACGUUGAAGAAGCUAGGUGCUUCUAAGGCUCGACCGUCGCCUCGUCCUACACCUGCGUCGCGCUCGGGGUCGAUACGCUCGGCGAAGUCGAUCAAGAAGCAGGCGGAGGAGGAGGCCGCCCAGUCCAGCGCGGACGAGCAGCGGCCGACCAUGUCCCGGAAGAAGUCGCUCUCACGCAAGAAGUCCGAUGUCGCAGAGAGCAAGCCGCCGUCGCGCGCCCCAUCUCGCGCGUCGCGGAAGCGAUCCGACAGCACAGCAACAGCCGCUAGCGAGAAAGAGGACAAGGAGAAGGAGAAACCGAAACCUGAGAAGAGCUCGCACAGGCUGAGCGUCGCGGGCUGGAGCGUCAGCUCGAUGAUCGGGCGGGGAGGGAAGAAAGACAAAGAGAAGGAGAAGAACAACAAGGAGAAGUUCGCGGAGCUCGACAGCGACCUGAGCGAGACGGACGAGUUUGGGGUAACGAAGCCCCCGCAUAAGCGCCGCUCGUCCGUUCCCGGGCUGCCUUCGACGUCCCCGAAGCUUCCUGCGCGUUUGCUGAAGUCGUUCUCGAACGGUGGGGAGAAGGAGAAGGAUAGUGGGAAGGAUAAGGAGAACUACAAGCGCGUCGUUGCGCUGCAUGACUUCGCUGCGGGCUCGACAGACGAGCUGAGCUUUAAGGCUGGGGACCAGAUCGAAGUCAUCAGCGAGGUCCUCGACGGCUGGUGGAUGGGCGAGCUCGAGGGCAGGCGCGGGCUGUUCCCAACGACGUACACCGAGAUCAUCAACUCUUCGCAGACGUCUCUUCCUCCCCCAUUGCCUCACCGACCAUCUGCUUCUGUCACUCGCGCCCUCGGACUGUCGAAUGGCGCAAAGAAAUCUACAUCAUCAUACUCUUCACUCGAGGACGGGCAUCCGUUCGGCGACCACCAAGCGCGGAACGGCAAAUCGAGUAAGGUCUACGAAGACAGCAUCCAGAGCAGCAACUUCAGCGACGAUGACGAGUCCUCGAGUCUCAUGCACGUUCAGCGCAUCGAUGAUGCCCUCUCGUCCAAAUACGUCACUGGCCUCCCCGCCCCCACCUCGCCCGCCGUGCCAGUCCCGACCUCUCUCCCUCCCCCAGUUCCCGUUCGUCGUGACACGACGUCGGGGUCCCCCGCGAAGAAAGCACCUCCGCCUCCGCCUCCGCGUAGGUCGACACUUUCGGUCAACGCGCCCACUCCGCCCCCCGUGCCAAGUCGCCCAGGGACGCUGCGCACCAAGUCAUCGACGUCGAGCUCGUACAGCUCGCUCGCGUUGACGGGAACGGCGGCUGCCGAUCCGGACGGGCUAACGUACUCGCCGUUCGACAGCCCCCGGGACGAGAGCACGCGGUUCGACUGCAGGGAGUUCAAGCAGAACCCGUUCAAGCCGCAGGGGUUCUGUAGUAACUGCUUCAAGAUGCAUUGAGCGAUGGAGUGAUCCGAGGGUCUUUCCUUACGUACUCUUCCUCUUGGGUUGGUUGUGCUCGUGUGGCUCGGUUGGGUUCAGCGCUAUCGUCGUCCGAUGUGUCUGCACCCAGGAUCACGACUAUGUUCGUCCGUCCGACUGGUCUGCUCGACUCCCGUGCUUCUUCAUGAGACGGUGACGAAACCGUUGUACUAUAUCAUGCAUCUACCCACGUCACCCUUUCCCUCUGCCACGCUUACACGUCCUUAGCCCCCUUCUGUCACGUAACACGACGGAAGCCGGAUGUGUAGAUGGCGAACGUCGCCACGAUCUGUGAAAUACUAAUGCUCAUUUCUCUUCAGCCUUCACAUUGCUCUCGAUUGUCACGCAUGUUUACCUUCGUGCAUCACUGAUUCAGCACGUACUACAAAUACAUGGACAUUCCUCUUCCG
This is a messenger RNA of Dichomitus squalens LYAD-421 SS1, 2727 nucleotides long. RefSeq names its product BAR-domain-containing protein. Gene Ontology annotation, biological process: endocytosis; actin cortical patch localization; plasma membrane tubulation. Bases 149 to 2296 code for a protein of 715 amino acids. Gene Ontology annotation, cellular component: medial cortex; actin cortical patch; Rvs161p-Rvs167p complex. NCBI's taxonomy places the organism in Eukaryota, Fungi, Basidiomycota, Agaricomycetes, Polyporales, Polyporaceae. The record is from RefSeq and is a predicted model, not a curated record. The transcript has 7 exons. Gene Ontology annotation, molecular function: lipid binding; protein binding.